Molecule: messenger RNA, 907 nt
Organism: Aspergillus versicolor CBS 583.65
Lineage: Eukaryota; Fungi; Ascomycota; Eurotiomycetes; Eurotiales; Aspergillaceae
Product: translocation channel protein TIM22
Exons: 3
Coding region: 144-692 (182 amino acids)
Biological process (GO): protein insertion into mitochondrial inner membrane
Cellular component (GO): TIM22 mitochondrial import inner membrane insertion complex
Molecular function (GO): transmembrane protein transporter activity
Source: RefSeq, a predicted model, not a curated record
GUUGAGAUUGCCACGAUAUCGACUCCCUCUCAACCUUUCCCCCCAGUCCUGGUUUCGGUGGAGAACGUAUAGCAUACCGUGAGCUGUACUCGCGCACCAUCUUUCAUUUAUCUUCUUCAAAUCAUAUACCCCUUACUUUUAUCAUGAACUUCCCCGGGACGGGCGGGUCCUCUGCCGCAGGCAUGACCGGCUUUGGUGGCUUAGGAGGCGGAAAUACGGCUGGAAUGAACGAGCAGGAGCAGGCUAUGGUUAAGAUGAUGCAAAACGCGAUGGAAUCAUGUCCCCUCAAAACCGUCAUCUCCGGAACAAUGGGUUUCGGUCUCGGUGGUGUUUUCGGUCUGUUCAUGGCUAGUAUGUCCUACGACUCCUCCUUCACCCCGCAAGGCAAAGCCAUCUCCGACCUCCCCUGGCGGCAACAAGUCCGCACCGGCUUCAAGGACAUGGGAUCGCGCUCGUGGUCAUCAGCCAAGAACUUCGGCAUUGUCGGCGCGCUUUAUUCCGGAACAGAAUGCUGCAUCGAGGGCCUCCGCGCCAAGAACGAUCUCACGAACUCCGUCACGGCAGGAUGCAUCACCGGUGGAAUCCUAGGAGCCAAGGCUGGUCCGCAGGCUGCGGCCUUUGGAUGCGCCGGUUUUGCGGCGUUCUCUGCGGCUAUUGAUGCUUACAUGCGCAUGCCCGAGUCUGAUGAUUAAUGAGUAAGAUUACUCUUGUCUUACUCUGGUGGUAAUAUGGAAUGAGCUGGGGAUGUGGAUUUGUUAGAAUCGCGUAUUCCUUGCAAAGGCGUUUGGGAUAGAUGGGUUGCAUAUAUGCGUGGCGUUUGAUGCUUUUGGGUUUUGUGGGUUACGACUCGCUGCUCCCUGUAUAAUACCUACUGUAUAGAUUAGAUAUGUAUGAUCUAUGAUUGCAA